UAGUGUAUUUAAAAGCGGGAAUCUGUAUACUGUGUUCUUAUUUUAUUUUAGCGAUAUUUUGAAGUAUUACUCUAUCUAAAGUAUUUAUUUUAUUUUGUAUUGAUCGGAUAUAAGACAAUCACAAUAAAAUAUUGAUCUUACCAGGAAAAUAAUAUUACUGAAAAGUUCUUACUGUAGAGAGUGGAUAGUGUUAAAAAGUACACUCUUAGAACAGAUAUAUCUAAUCAUGGACAUCAUUGAAACCAUCAAGAAAGACAAAGCAUACUUAAAAUGCAAAAUCAUAGUAAAAAAUUGGGAAAAAGCUUUUAAAUCACAACAUAGCCGGAUACCUUCUAAGUUUGACAUAAAGGAAGCUCCACCAAAAAUUAAAUACGCUUAUAAAAAAUACUUUCAACUCAAGAGCAACGCACUGGAGAAUUCAUUAUCAGUUUGUGAUUUUGAAGAAGAGUCCUUUGGUUCUCCGGAACCUGACCAAGUGGAAUACAUUUCUAAUAAAUCUGUAAGUCCUCAGCCUGAACUUCCAGCACUACCAAGUGGUCAAGAACUAGAGAAGUUGCUUUCCAAUUCAGAUGCUAAACCUGAUAAUAAACUGUUAACCCCAUUUACUGAAAAUCUAUCCAAAAAACUAUUCCAAAAUCGAAAAUUCUCUCUAAGGAACCCUAGAAAGCUUUCAAUAUGCCGAUCUCAACCAUCUGCAGAAAAUAAAUCUUCAAAUACUGGUUCAACAAAUGAAACUUGCCAAGAACAGAUAAAUAAUGAAAUAGAUUUGAACAUUUUCAACAAUUCUGAAACCAACAAUUCAUUAAAAAUUAUUGAAGAACCUUUGAGCACCAAUGACAUGACCUUGCCACAUUUUUCACAAGGACAAUCACAGUCUUUGAGACCAGUAAUUAGACAAGUAAAUAAUGCAUGGCUAGAUAGAGCUGCUGGUAUUAUAUCUGAAGGGAAUGAUCACUCUGUUGAACCUGAAAGAUUUGGAAUAGGCAACAUCAAGAUUUUAGAUAGCAAAGAAAAACCUCAUGAUUAUGUGGAAAAUAGUGAAUCAGAAGAUGACCUGGUCAAUGAUAAGUUAAUGCCCGCCUUAAAGAAGAGAAAAUUAGAAGUUGUUAAAAAUGAUGAUGAUUCCAAACAACACCAUGGGUCCAAAGACAAAAAAGUUCAACACAAACAAACUGAGAAAUCAAAUAGCACCCAAAUUAAUAUUCCUGAAAAGAAGAGUUUAAGUAAAUCUAAACAUAAAAUUGAAAAUAAUAUUGUUGAACAAUUGCCUCCUGACAUUCAAGAAUAUAUUCCUUAUGGCUUAGAAAGAGAUAUAAAGCCUCGUCAUUUACAAAUUACAAAUGUACUACAAAAUGUUGACUCUAUUGUUAACAAAUGCAAUAAGGUAGAUGAUUCUAAAGAAAAUACUAGUAUAGAUAAUAAAAUAAAAGCUGGAACUUUAAAUGACAAUUUUGUCAAAAUAAAUAUUGAAAAAAAAGUUUUUGCUAGAGGAAAGAAGAACAUUAAUUAUUCCAAGUACAAAAAGCAACUAUGGAAAAGUAAGAAAAGUCUUCAUGGAGGAAUGGAAUUUCCUGAGGGUGGUAAGGUUGCAUGUUUUAAGUGUGGUGAUACAGGUCAUAUGGCAAGAUACUGUAAAUCACAUAAAGGCGAAACCCUUUUACCAUUAGAUAGUUACAAUGAAGAUAAUAUUCCUACUCUAGAAGAAAUGCAAGUAUAUGCAUCUGAACCAUCCAGUAGUACAAUAAAUGAGUCACUAACUGAACAACUACAGGAGGCUAUGUUUGAAUCCAGCAAAGUACCUGACUCUUUUAUGAAAUUGUUAGCUGAGCCUGCAAAUAUUGAUGGCAUUGAAAUAAAACCUCUUUACGAGAGCUAUGAAAAAGUUCUUUCAGCUGACUUGGAGCAGGCUCUUCAUAAAUUUGGUCAUAAAGCUUUUCGCCCAGGACAAGAAAAUGCUAUUAGAAGAAUUUUAUGUGGAAUGUCUACUUUGCUCAUAUUAUCUACAGGAGGUGGAAAGUCACUUUGUUAUCAACUUCCAGCAUAUCUCUACAGUCAGCAUUACAAAUGUAUAACAUUAGUAAUUUCUCCCUUAGUUUCACUAAUGGAGGAUCAAGUUUUGAAUGUUCCAGAAUUCAUCAAGGCUGGAUGUUAUCACACAAAUCAGUCUCAGACCCAGCGUAGUAAAAUCUUACAGUGUCUUAAGGAUGGACUAUUAGACAUUCUUCUUAUAUCACCUGAAGCUUUGAUAGCUGGUGAUUCAUCAAAUGGAAUAUCAGGUCUUUUUAAGUCACUGCCUCCAAUUGCCUUUGCUUGUAUAGAUGAAGCUCAUUGUGUAUCACAGUGGAGUCACAAUUUCCGACCAAGCUAUCUUAUGAUCUGUCGAGUAUUAAGAGAAAAGCUGAAGGUAAACUGUAUUCUUGGAUUAACUGCUACUGCAAGUCAGACCACUAUUAAAAGUGUAAUUAGCCAUAUUAAUAUACCUGAUGGUGUUGAUGGAGUUAUAAAGAAUCCAGCACUACCAGAUAAUCUAUGCUUAUCAGUUUCAAUUGAAAAAGAUAAAGACAAAGCCCUGGUAUCAUACUUGUUGUCAGAACAAAUAAUACAAUUUAAUUCCAUUAUAGUAUAUUGUAUAAGAAGAGAUGAAUGUGAAAGAGUUGCUGCUGUACUAAGGUCAUGCUUACAAGAAACCGGUAAAGUCAACAUGGAAAGCAAGAAAAAUAAAAGAAAAAGAAUGUCUUACAUUGCUGAAGCUUAUCAUGCUGGAAUGUCAGCUGCACAGAGAAAAAAAAUACAAAAGCAUUUUAUGGAGGGUACAGUUAGAAUAAUAGUUGCAACUGUUGCUUUUGGUAUGGGCAUCAACAAAGCAGACAUAAGAUGUAUUAUUCAUUAUAAUAUGCCUAGUAGUUUUGAAUCAUAUGUACAAGAAGUUGGAAGAGCUGGUCGGGAUGGUCAACUUGCAUACUGCCACAUAAUGUUAAGUAAUGGGAGUAAUGAUAAGAAUGAAUUAUUAAAACAUAUUCAUGCUAACUCUAUUGAUAGACCAACAAUAAGAAAAUUACUUUCUAAAUUGUUUAUACCUUGUGAAUGUGUUAAAAUUUGUUCAGAUUUAUCUAAAAGUUGCAAGGGUCAUGAAGUAGGAAUCCCUAUAGAUGCAACUGUAGAGGAAUUAGAUUUACCAUCAGAAAACAUUGCUACCCUUCUAUGCUACAUUGAACUCCAUCCUAAACACUACAUAAAAUUUCUUAAUAAUGCCUACAUCAAUUGCAAAAUUUCUUCAUAUGGAGGUCCCAAAAAAAUUCAUGAUGCAGCGAAAUCCUGUAGGCCAUUAGCAAUGGCACUUUUAUUAGAAAACAAAAGAGAUGCUGGUAUUAUGAAAAGCAGUGUUAUAGAAUUUAAUGUUAUUGAAGUAGCUGCAGCUAUUGGGUGGGAAAGUGGUGUUACUAAAUACCACUUGAAAAAUUUAGAAUGGAACACAGAAUCUGGGAUCUCUCAAAGAUCACAUUUAAAAGUAGAAUUUAACACACUUGGUUUCCGUAUUAGAGCUAGAGGAGACUUAAGUGCUACAGAAUUGGACGAAAUGUUGGAUGAUUUGCAUAAUUCUGUAAUUUCGCAAGAAAAGGCACGAUUGUAUCAGUUAGAAGAAUGUAACACAGCGUUCCAUAACAUAGGAACCGUUUCUUUGGAAAAUAUGAAUUUAUCUGUAGAAAGUCUAUUCAAAAUAUCAGACGAUUUAAAAAAAUAUGUAAGAAAUUACUUUGAACGAGAUAAUAUUCCCACUGAUAUGACUAUAGAAGCACGGCCCUUAGAUGUGGAAAGAGUUGUAUCGGACGUCAGGUCUAUAAUAAAUAUAUAUAAAGACUGUAACUUUACUGGUAGAAGUAUUGCAAGGAUCUUUCAAGGAAUUUCCUCACCGAAUUAUCCCGCUAUCGUUUGGGGUAGAUGCAAGUUUUGGCGGUCACAUUUACACGAAGAUUUCAACGGAUUAAUUAAAUUAGCGACUCAACAAAUAAUCCAAAUGAAAAUGUAACAAUUUUGAUUUCU
This is a messenger RNA of Spodoptera exigua (beet armyworm), 4041 nucleotides long. The record is from the annotation of a GenBank genome assembly. Lineage: Eukaryota; Metazoa; Arthropoda; Insecta; Lepidoptera; Noctuidae.